Cajanus cajan (pigeon pea) is the source of this 1061-nucleotide messenger RNA. RefSeq names its product G-type lectin S-receptor-like serine/threonine-protein kinase At1g11410. Gene Ontology annotation, biological process: protein phosphorylation. NCBI's taxonomy places the organism in Eukaryota, Viridiplantae, Streptophyta, Magnoliopsida, Fabales, Fabaceae. The record is from RefSeq and is a predicted model, not a curated record. Gene Ontology annotation, molecular function: protein serine/threonine kinase activity; ATP binding. Gene Ontology annotation, cellular component: plasma membrane.
UAAGGACAAGAAUGUCUACCGAGGAGGCAGAUGAAGACAAACAAGAUGAUUUAGAGCUUCCUUUCUUUGAUUUUGCUACAAUAGUUAAUGCUACCAAUAACUUUUCAAUUGAGAAUAAGCUUGGUGAAGGUGGUUUUGGGCCAGUAUAUAAGGGUAUAUUUGUAGAUGGACAAGAAAUUGCAAUCAAAAGGCUUUCACAAAGUUCAGGACAAGGAUUAAAAGAAUUUAGGAAUGAAGUUAUAUUGUGUGCCAAACUUCAACAUCGAAAUCUCGUUAAGGUUUUGGGUUAUUGCAUUAAAGGAAAGGAGAAAAUGUUACUUUAUGAAUACAUGCCUAACAAAAGUCUUGAUUUAUUUCUUUUUGAGUCAACUCAAAGUAAAUGUUUAGAUUGGCCGGUGCGUUUUAACAUUUUGAAUGCAAUUGCUCGAGGGCUUCUUUAUCUUCAUCAGGAUUCUAGAUUGAGGAUCAUACACAGAGAUCUAAAAGCAAGUAAUAUUUUAUUAGACAAUGAUAUGAAUCCAAAAAUUUCAGAUUUUGGUCUUGCUAGAAUGUGUGGAAGUGAUCAAGUUGAAGGAAGUACAAGUAUCAUAGUUGGGACACAUGGCUACAUGGCACCUGAAUAUGCCAUUGAUGGAUUAUUUUCUACAAAAUCGGAUGUGUUCAGCUUUGGAGUACUAUUGCUAGAAAUUAUUAGUGGAAAGAAAAACAAAGCAUUUACCUACCUUGAUAACAACCAUAAUCUUAUUGAUCAUGCAUGGACAUUAUGGGAAAAUGGCACUCCAGAGAAAUUAAUUGAUGCUUGUUUGGAAAACUCUUGCAAUAUAUUUGAAGUUGUACGAUGCAUUCAAAUUAUUCUUCUAUGUCUACAACAUCACCCAAAUGAUAGGCCGAAUAUGACAUCAGUUGUUGUUAUGUUGACUAGUGAAAAUGCUUUGCCUUCACCUAAGGAACCUGGUUUCUUGAUUAGAAGGGUCUCAGAUGAAGAAGGAGAAUCAUCUUCUAAUAAACACACAUCUUAUUCAAUCAAUGAAGUAACUGUAUCAAUUUUAAAUGCUAGAUAA